Messenger RNA from Pipistrellus kuhlii (Kuhl's pipistrelle), 576 nucleotides. Its product is annotated as proline-rich protein 2-like. Lineage: Eukaryota; Metazoa; Chordata; Mammalia; Chiroptera; Vespertilionidae. The transcript has a single exon. Bases 1 to 576 code for a protein of 191 amino acids. The record is from RefSeq and is a predicted model, not a curated record.
AUGCCAGCAGCGGGGCCCCAGGAGCGGGCCCCCAGGAGCGGGCCCCCAGGAGCGGGGCCCCAGGAGCGGGGCCCCAGGAGCGGGACCCCAGGAGCGGGGCCCCAGGAGCGGGAUGCCAGCAGCGGGGCCCCAGGAGCGGGACGCCAGGAGCGGGACGCCAGGAGCGGGAUCCCAGGAGCGGGGCCCCAGGAGCGGGCCCCCAGGAGCGGGACCCCAGGAGCUGGACGCCAGCAGCGGGACCCCAGGAGCGGGGCCCCAGGAGCGGGACCCCAGGAACAGGGCCCCAGGAACAGGGCCCCAGGAGCGGGGCCCCAGGAGCGGGGCUCCCAGGAGCGGGACCCCCAGCAGCGGGACCCCAGGAGCGGGACCCCAGGAGCGGGGCCCCAGGAGCGGGGCCCCAGGAGCGGGGCCCCCAGCAGCAGGGCCCCCAGCAGCGGGACCCCCAGCAGCGGGACGCCAGGAGCGGGACCCCAGGAGCGGGACCCCCAGGAGCGGGACCCCAGGAGCGGGACGCCAGGAGCGGGGCCCCCAGCAGCGGGCCCUCAGGCCUGCCGCUAUUUCCUGGCAGAGGCCUGA